AUGAUUGGUGGUUGGAUAAUUGAUCCAACCACCUAUAUAGGAUGGGUUUGCAAACUUCGUGCUUUUCUUGUGUUCACAACAAGAACGAUAGCACCGUGGUUAAUCGUUUUAGCCACUAUCGAUCGAUGGCUUUUAUCGAGUGUUGAUGCUCAUCGUCGACAAAAAAGCACAUUAAAGAAUGCUCAACGAUGGACAAUAAUAAUAAUUAUUUUUUCAAUCCUACUCUAUGCUCAACUGUUCUAUUGUUAUGAAGCAAAUCUUAUUGAUACUCCUCUGGCAUGUUAUGGUAAAACAGUCGCAUGUCGUUAUAUCACUGAUUUCUCAUUUUCUGUGAUUACAAUUUUAUGUCCUUUAUUUUUCAUGAUUUUAUUUGGCUUGUUAACUAUUUCAAAUGUACAACAAUCUCAACGUCGUGUUCAAAUAUUACAAUUACAAAAUAAGAAGCCUACAAAGAAUAAGUCAUCAGGAUCAAUUGGUGGGAAUACAGAACAUAAAUCAAAACAAAGAACUGAGCGUAGUCUUCUUCGAAUGCUUCUAGUUCAGAUUUCAAAAAACAACUUGACUAAAUAUCAUUUUCGAAAAGAAGUAACUGAAGAAUCCACAACAAUUUCCAAUGAUGAUGAAAAUACCGAUAUAUCUGAAGAGCAACAACAAGCAAAUUUUACUUUAUUGCCUCCAUGUCUACCAACCUCAACAUCAACAGUAUCAACAAUGAAUAAUGCCACACUGCUGUCAACAACAAAUCUAUUGCAUACACCAUCAGUUCCAAAUGCAACAUCAGGUAUAAAUACAUCGUCAGGUUCCACAGAACAUUUAAAAUUGGUGAAUUCUAUGCAAGAUCAAUUGACAUUCAUGGCACAACAACUUACGAAAAUUAGUAAUUCAAUUGAAAAUAUUCAAUUAGAAAAAAAUAACGAAGCAUCAUCAUCACCUUCACAACAAGAUGAGAUCGAACAACUAUUUGAGAGCAUUACAUGUUCAGAUGAUUCCUUUAAUUUAAAAUGUUUAGAAAUAAAUUAUCAAUUAGAUAUCAUCAUAUGUAUUCCUUGCUGCACAUAG
Rotaria sp. Silwood1 is the source of this 1059-nucleotide messenger RNA. The record is from the annotation of a GenBank genome assembly. Lineage: Eukaryota; Metazoa; Rotifera; Eurotatoria; Philodinida; Philodinidae.